CUUAGAAGCUCUUCUGAAGAUCUGGUGCUUGGGCUUUACUGGAUAUAUCAGCUCAUCUCUUCACAAAUUUGAACUGCUGCUUGUAAUUGAUCCUUACACAGGAAGGAUGGGUGGAUGUCAUGGAUCAGACUCUUAAUGCUGUAGGACAUAUGUGGGCACCUGUAGUUGCUAUUUACUUUAUACUUUAUCAUCUUUUUGCUACACUGAUUUUGCUCAGCUUGUUUGUUGCUGUUAUUUUGGACAACUUGGAACUUGAUGAAGAUCUAAAGAAGCUUAAACAACUAAAGCAAAGCGAAGCCAAUGCUGAUACUAAGGAAAAGCUUCCACUGCGUCUACGUAUAUUUGAAAAAUUUCCUAACAGGCCACAAAUGGUGAAAAUCUCCAAGCUUCCUUCAGAUUUUACAGUUCCAAAAAUAAGGGAAAGUUUUAUGAAGCAGUUUAUUGAUCGUCAGCAGCAGGAUACAAGCUGCUUAUUGCGAAGACUCCCUUCGGCAUCUUCUUCCUCAUGUGACCACUCCAAAAGAUCUGCAAUUGAAGAAAACAAGUAUAUUGACCAAAAGCUCCGUAAAUCUGUUUUCAGCAUCAGGGCAAGAAAUCUUCUGGAAAAGGAGACAGCAAUCAAUAAAAUCCUUAGGGCCUGCACUAGACAACGCAUGCUGAGUGGAUCCUUUGAGGGGCAACCUGCAAAGGAAAGGUCAAUACUUAGUGUCCAGCAUCAUAUACGGCAAGAGCGCAGGUCACUAAGACAUGGUUCUAACAGCCAGCGAAUCAGCAGGGGAAAAUCUCUUGAAACCUUGACUCAAGAUCAUUCUAAUACAGUGAGAUACAGAAACGCACAGAGAGAAGACAGUGAGAUCAAGAUGAUCCAGGAAAAAAAAGAACAAGCUGAAAUGAAAAGGAAAGUCCAAGAGGAGGAGUUGCGAGAGAAUCAUCCAUAUUUUGAUAAGCCACUUUUCAUAGUUGGUCGAGAACACCGAUUCAGGAACUUUUGUCGAGUAGUUGUGCGAGCUCGCUUUAACGCUUCUAAAACAGAUCCUGUUACCGGAGCUGUGAAAAAUACCAAAUACCAUCAGCUCUACGAUUUGCUGGGAUUGGUUACUUACCUGGACUGGGUUAUGAUCAUUGUUACAAUAUGCUCCUGCAUUUCUAUGAUGUUUGAAUCCCCCUUUAGAAGAGUUAUGCGUGCUCCAACACUCCAGAUUGCUGAAUAUGUUUUUGUAAUAUUCAUGAGCAUUGAGCUUAAUCUGAAGAUUAUGGCAGAUGGCUUGUUUUUUACACCAACAGCUGUCAUAAGGGACUUUGGAGGAGUCAUGGAUAUAUUUAUAUAUCUUGUAAGUUUGAUAUUCCUUUGCUGGAUGCCUCAGAACGUUCCUGCUAAAUCUGGAGCUCAGCUCUUAAUGAUACUACGAUGUCUCCGACCCCUUCGCAUUUUCAAACUGGUGCCGCAAAUGAGGAAAGUUGUACGAGAGCUGUUUAGUGGCUUCAAGGAAAUCUUCUUGGUGUCCAUUCUUUUGCUGACAUUAAUGCUUGUUUUUGCAAGCUUUGGAGUUCAGCUUUUUGCUGGGAAACUGGCCAAGUGCAAUGAUCCACACAUCAUCGCAAGGGAAGAUUGUCAUGGCAUCUUCAGAAUAAAUGUAAGUGUUUCAAAAAAUCUGAAUUUAAAGCUAAGACCUGGAGAGAAAAAGCCUGGAUUUUGGGUGCCACGAGUCUGGGCAAAUCCUCGCAAUUUUAAUUUUGACAAUGUGGGAAAUGCCAUGUUGGCACUAUUUGAAGUUCUUUCAUUAAAAGGCUGGGUGGAAGUCAGAGAUGUCAUUAUUCAUCGCGUGGGGCCGAUCCAUGGAAUCUAUAUUCAUGUCUUUGUGUUCCUGGGCUGCAUGAUUGGAUUGACCCUUUUUGUUGGAGUUGUCAUUGCUAAUUUCAAUGAAAAUAAGGGUACAGCUUUACUGACUGUAGAUCAGAGACGGUGGGAAGAUCUAAAGAGCAGACUGAAGAUAGCUCAACCUCUUCAUCUCCCACCUCGUCCGGAUAACGAUGGCUUUAGAGCCAAAAUGUAUGAUAUAACGCAGCAUCCGUUUUUUAAGAGGACUAUUGCUGUGCUUGUUCUGGCCCAGUCUGUCUUGCUUUCAGUGAAGUGGGAUGUCGAAGAUCCAGUGACUGUUCCUUUAGCAACAAUGUCUGUUGUUUUCACCUUCAUUUUUGUCCUAGAGGUCACUAUGAAGAUUAUUGCCAUGUCACCUGCUGGCUUCUGGCAAAGCAGAAGAAAUCGAUAUGACCUUUUGGUGACCUCCCUUGGUGUUAUAUGGGUGAUACUUCACUUUGCCUUACUAAAUGCAUACACAUAUAUGAUGGGUGCAUGUGUAAUUGUCUUCAGGUUCUUCUCAAUUUGUGGGAAACAUGUGACACUGAAAAUGCUGCUGCUGACUGUGGUUGUCAGCAUGUAUAAGAGUUUCUUCAUCAUUGUGGGAAUGUUCUUACUGCUUCUUUGUUAUGCUUUUGCUGGAGUAGUUUUAUUUGGCACAGUGAAAUAUGGAGAGAACAUUAACAGGCAUGCAAACUUUUCAUCAGCUGGCAAGGCCAUUACUGUACUCUUCAGAAUAGUUACUGGGGAAGACUGGAACAAGAUUAUGCAUGACUGCAUGGUUCAGCCUCCUUUUUGUACUCCAGAUAACAGCACAUACUGGAGGACAGAUUGUGGAAAUUAUGCUGGUGCUCUGAUGUAUUUCUGUUCCUUUUAUGUCAUCAUUGCAUACAUAAUGCUAAAUUUGCUUGUUGCGAUCAUUGUGGAGAAUUUCUCAUUGUUUUACUCCACCGAAGAAGACCAACUUUUAAGCUAUAAUGAUCUUAGACAUUUUCAAAUUAUAUGGAACAUGGUUGAUGACAAAAGAGAGGGGGUAAUCCCUACCUUCCGUGUGAAGUUUCUGCUGAGGUUGCUGCGUGGGAGGUUGGAGGUAGAUCUUGACAAGGACAAACUUUUGUUCAAGCACAUGUGCUAUGAAAUGGAGAGGCUGCAUAAUGGUGGAGAUGUCACGUUCCAUGACGUAUUGAGCAUGCUGUCAUACAGGUCUGUUGAUAUCAGGAAAAGCCUUCAACUGGAAGAGCUUCUUGCCAGGGAACAACUGGAGUAUACAAUAGAAGAAGAAGUGGCCAAACAAACCAUACGCAUGUGGCUGAAGAAAUGCUUAAAGCGUAUCCGAGCAAAACAGCAGCAGUCAUGUAGCAUUAUCCAUAGUCUACGAGAGAGUCAACAGCAGGAGUUGAGCCGAUUUCUGAAUCCGCCCAGCAUUGAGACAACACAGCCAAGUGAAGAUAUGAAUACUAAUAAUCAAGAUAACAAUGCACAGCCAGAGACGAGUAGCCAGCAGCAGCUCCUUAGUCCAACACUUUCUGACAGGGGCGGGUAUCGGCAGGACUCUACAGAUGGUGGGAAGCCUCAACGGAAAUUCGGACAAUGGCGUUUACCUUCAGCCCCCAAACCAAUAAGCCAUUCAGUGUCUUCAGUCAAUCUGCGGUUUGGUGGUCGCACAACUAUGAAAUCUGUUGUAUGCAAGAUGAAUCCUAUGUCAGAUGCUGCUUCUUGUGGAUCAGAAGUGAAGAAAUGGUGGACAAGACAACUAACUGUGGAAAGUGAUGAAAGUGGGGAGGAUCUUCUUGACAUCUGACCAAGAAAAGAGGCUAACUUAAGUCAUAUUGCAACAACAGCCAUUUCAAAUAAAAACAAUUUUCUUGGGUUUUGAAUUGAAUGAGAUAUAAUUGAUGUAUGAUUUAUUUAAAACUAAUGCCAUAGGAUUUUUCAACUGCUUUAUCUUUUUGCCAUAUAAAACAUAAUACAGAUCUGUAUGUUAGAUUUCAGCUCUAUUGUGAUGAUUACUGUAUGUUAGGAAGACUCUAUAUUAUGGCAGUAUUGACGACGCCACAGAGUCUCUAUUGUCUUUAGCAUAGAUGGAGCGUUGAAAGAUUUCAUACAUUCUGUAGCUGUAACAAAAAUUUGUAUUCAGGUAUACACUUUCCAUCCUGUACCAUACCUGAAAAUGGCCAGCACAUUACUGUACAGCAUUUCUUUUCUUUUUCUUUUCCCUCGGUUCUAUUCUAGUAAUAUUUCUCUAGAAAGAUUUUAUUAUUCAUGAAUGACCUAAAGAGGUCAGCACUGAGUUCAUGGUAAGGGACAGUAUUUUUACAAAGUACAGAUUCUGAAUUUCAAGUCUAGUCUUUUUCUUGUAAUUUUCUUAAAUAUGCAAAUACAAUAUAGCUGAUUUUAAAAUCAGAAAAUGAUGGAUUGGCUUUUACAAAUUGGAAUUUUUUCUUCUGGUUAAUUAUGUAAAGAGUUCCAUUUUCAUAAGAAAUCAGCUAAAAAAAUUACACGGUUUAAGAAUUUGCAAAAGCAUCUACACAUGGUGUGUUUCAUUAAUGACCUGGAAAACAAAAAUAAAUCCUACAUAAAGUGGAAACUCGGAUGGAUUGCUAAAGAGGAGUACAAAAGAAUUGCAAAACCAGAAAGCCUAAGGGACAAAACUAGUUACACCUAGUAAGGGACAAAAGCAGCAAUAAGAAGAGGUUCUUUAAAUACCUUAAGAGCAUGAGAAAAACAUAGGAAAGUGUAGGUCCUCUACCUAGUGAGGAAGGAGAGCUCAUGAUAUCAAGAAGCUGCAACGUUUGAUGCCUAUAAUGCUUCAGUCUUCACUAAAAAGAUUAAUGGUGACCAGAUACUUAAUACAAUUAAUAUUCUAACAAGGGGGAAGGAACACAAGGCACAAUAGGAAAAGUACAGGUUAAAGAAUAUUUAGAUAAGUUAGGAUGAAUUUCAUUUGGCCCUACCAACUUGAAUAUAUCUAAGGUACUUAAGAAACUAGCUGAAGCAAUCUCGGAACCAUUAACAAUUAUCUUUGAGAACUCAUGGAGGCCCCAGAGGACUGAAGAAGACCAAAUAUAGUACCUGACUUUAAAAAGGGAAACAAAGAGGACUUGGGGAUUUAUAGACCGGUCAUCCUAACAUCGAUAUCUGGAAAGAUACCAGAACAAUUUAUUAAACAAUCAAUUUGUAAGUGCCUCGAGGAUAAUAGGGUGAUAAGGAAUAGCCAGCAUGGAUUUGUCAAGAACAAAUUAUGCCAAACCAACCUAAUUUCCUUCUUUGACAGGGUUACUGGCCCAGUGGAUAGAGGGGAAGCAGUAGAUAUGUCAUAUAAAAUAGCAAGUUGGGGUCCUCUUUACAACUCUGAGGCUUUUAAAAUACAGUUCAGUUUUACCAAUCUAGAUAGGAGUGAACCAAGUUUUAACCAUGUUAACACUCAUGCUCCAGUCUGACAAACCCAAGGCUGUAUCAUGAUUCCAUAACAUGGUUAAAAAGUGGUUUGGUCCCUUUUAGUCUGGGAAAUCAUGUUUUAACAUGUGAUGGUGGUUUGUUUUGUGUAGUACCAAGAAUGCUAACCACUUGAGAAAUAAGUAAAAGAGAAUCCGUUGGUUUCCCAAAGAGUUUUCAAUAUAGGUUGAUGCUAUACAAAUACAGGGAUGGGAAAGAGAAGCGACCAAAAGCAAUGUGAAUGAUCAGUGAAGCAUGGCACAUAUCUUGUAGGUUCCACAAUAUACAGUUGUUUAAAUAUAUGGGCUGGGGAUUGUGUGCCCUUUCCUCAGAUACACACUGGCAGUUGUAGGCUUUGUUGUUGGGCCCCAAACACAAUUGUUUUUGUAGUAUAGCGGAGACCUUUUCCACUACCAUUGUUUCCUAUGGAAAUGAUAGGUUGCUUUAACAUGGCCUGACGUGAGAUCUUGUGAGAGGCUCACAGUUAAUGUAUGGCUCCACAUGUAACAUUUUCUUUCAAAAACUGGCAAUUGUCAGUGUUCUACAAUGUUUUCUGGCCAAAACAGUAAUGGAGAAUGAUCAGAAGACAGUAUGGUUUUCACUGAUGCCUUCACCAGUGAUGCAAACUCAGUUUUGACCAUAAAAUACAGUUUUCAUGACAUCUAUCAACAUUUCUCUGUGUGCUGUUGAACAGACAUUUUUUAAACGUAAUAGUCUCAAAGAGUCAUCAUAUACACAUUUGUGCUUGGUGUAGUCAUUCUGUUCUGUGGUACAUUUAAGUUUAAAACUAGUCAAAACUUAAAUACAUCAUAGAUUUAGAGUAACCCAGUAUGUGCAUUCUGUUGUUUAUUAAGUAGACUAUGACUAAACGUUUAAGAAAAUUACAAAACAUCUUUGACAAGGCCAGUAUUUUGUGUUCUGUUUUGUGUCAGUUUGAAGUUCAGCUUUUGUAUAUAAGACAAUCUGAUAAAUAUUGGAUUUAUAAAAGAUAUAAUCUUGAUUUUCAAUAAUGUAUUGAACUGCAGAAACUUUCUGAAUCAUUGUUACUGCGAGUCGUCUUUUUAAAAAAAAAAUCUGGCAAACAUUUUGUCCUUGCCUACAGUACUCUGUUAAUAAAAGUUAGUUGCAUUAAGCCAGAUCCAUCCCCCAAACUUUCAUUAUAACUGCAUUUGAUGUGCUUACCUCAUAUAUUAGUUGGCUGCAUAAUAGCGUGUAAUUUUAUUUAAAAUGCAUGCAGAGUAGCAGUGGUAGCAUUUAAGUCCUAACAAUUGCCAUAUCAGAUCAGAGCAGUGGUCCAUCCAGUCCAGUAUUCUAGAUGUUUCUGAUGAAGGGCAGGAAAUCCUGUAAUGGAUAAUUAUAUCAAUAUUAUUUCAUUACUGGAGGAGCCAAGGCCUCUCGACUUACCUUGAAACAAAUAUUUUUAAGCAUAUUCAAGGAAAACAAGCAGAUUAAGAGUUAGCCACAAUGGAAAAGCCAGAAUCCAGUUGUCUGUACCCUAGUUGGGCUACAUGGGAUAGAUCACUUGAUGAUUACCUGUUCUGUUCAUUCCCUCUGGAGCACCUGGCAUUGGCCACUGUCAAAAGACAGGAUACUGGGCUAGAUGGACCUUUGGUCUGACCCAGUAUGGCUGUUCUUAUGUAGUUUUGCUGUUACAGAUGUAAGCAAUCAAAUACAAUUACAGAGAUGUGGAAAUGUAUAUAUGUCAAUCGUAACACUCAGGGAUGUCAGAAACCAGGUGAAAAACCUCCUUAUAUAACUAAAAAAUAGGAGAGAGCCAUCACAUUCAAUAGUGGAGAACCUAGCAGGGGAAAGAGGUUAAGAGGCGACAAGUUGAAAAAUCACCUCAAGUGCAGUGACAACUUGCCUGAACAAUACAGUUCAGCCAGGGAAAGAAAAGCCCGACAGGGAGGCAGAGUGCACCAGUUCACCGAUGGAAAUGUAAGUGUCCUAGAGAAGAGAGAAGUUGAAAAAACCACAGACCUAAAAAGUUAACAA
This is a messenger RNA of Chrysemys picta bellii (western painted turtle), 7288 nucleotides long. Lineage: Eukaryota; Metazoa; Chordata; Testudines; Emydidae. The record is from RefSeq and is a predicted model, not a curated record.